AUGACCUUUUCAUUCUAUGGUCUUCUCGAGGCAGCUCUUCUCGUUUUAAAUGGAAUUGCUGUCCUUAAUCGGGAAAGAUUUCUUAAAAAGAUCGGAUUCGGUGAACCAGUGCAUUCGUUCGAUGGCUCAUCACAAAGCUCGGUGAAGGGUCAACUGAUGUCAUUGAUCUUUGCGGUGCAAACUGUUAUGAGAAUGCCGUUGAUUGCGGUCAACAUUUGUGUGAUUCUCUUCAAAUUGAUCCUUGGA
Molecule: messenger RNA, 246 nt
Organism: Mesorhabditis belari
Lineage: Eukaryota; Metazoa; Nematoda; Chromadorea; Rhabditida; Rhabditidae
Source: the annotation of a GenBank genome assembly